Lolium rigidum is the source of this 2023-nucleotide messenger RNA. RefSeq names its product 1-aminocyclopropane-1-carboxylate synthase 1-like. Gene Ontology annotation, molecular function: transaminase activity; pyridoxal phosphate binding. The record is from RefSeq and is a predicted model, not a curated record. Bases 179 to 1645 code for a protein of 488 amino acids. NCBI's taxonomy places the organism in Eukaryota, Viridiplantae, Streptophyta, Magnoliopsida, Poales, Poaceae. Gene Ontology annotation, biological process: biosynthetic process; amino acid metabolic process. The transcript has 3 exons.
ACCAGCUACCUCCUCACUCCUCUUCCUCUCUCGGCUGCUAGCUGCUCUCCCAGCUCAGCUCAGUUUCAGCUCAGUCUUGCUUGAUUCACACUCGAUCAGCUCAAUUUCAAACCGACCUCAAGCAAGCAAGCACGCGCGCGCCGCGCGUUAGUUGACCGGGAGGAGGAGAAAGAUUAAGAUGGUGAACAAGGUCGCCGACGAGCCGCAGCUGCUGUCGAAGAAGGCCGGAUGCAACAGCCACGGCCAGGACUCGUCCUACUUCCUGGGCUGGGAGGAGUAUGAGAAGAACCCCUUCGAUGCCGUCGCCAACCCCGGCGGAAUCAUCCAGAUGGGCCUCGCCGAGAACCAGCUCUCGUUCGACUUGGUGGAGGACUGGCUGGAGAAGAACCCCGACGCGCUCGGGCUCCGGCGAGGGGGCGCCUCCGUCUUCCGCGAGCUCGCGCUAUUCCAGGACUACCAUGGCCUCCCGGCCUUCAAGAAUGCAUUGGCGAGGUUCAUGUCAGAGCAGCGAGGGUACAGGGUGGCGUUCGACCCCAGCAACAUCGUGCUCACCGCCGGCGCCACCUCGGCUAACGAGGCGCUCAUGUUCUGCCUCGCCGACCAGGGCGACGCAUUCCUCAUCCCAACGCCAUACUACCCAGGGUUUGACCGCGACCUCAAGUGGCGCACCGGAGCCGAGAUCGUGCCGGUGCACUGCACCAGCGCUAAUGGCUUCAGGGUGACACGCGCCGCGCUGGACGACGCGUACCGCCGCGCCCAGAAGCGCCGCCUGCGCGUCAAGGGCGUGCUCAUCACCAACCCCUCCAACCCGCUCGGCACGGCCGUGCCCCGCGCCGACCUCGACAUGAUCGUCGACUUCGUCGCCGCCAAGGGCAUCCACCUCGUCAGCGACGAGAUCUACUCCGGCACGGCCUUCUCCGACUCCAUGCCCUUCGUCAGCGUGCUCGAGGUCCUGGCCGCGCGCGGCCCGCGCGCCGCCGACUACGGGCUUGACGGCCGCGUGCACGUCGUGUAUAGCCUGUCCAAGGACCUCGGCCUCCCGGGCUUCCGCGUCGGUGCCAUCUACUCCUCCAACCCCGCCGUCGUCUCCGCGGCGACAAAGAUGUCCAGCUUCGGGCUCGUCUCCUCCCAGACGCAGUUCCUCCUGGCGGCGCUCCUAGGAGACAAGGACUUCACCCGUGGGUACCUGGCCGAGAACAAGCGGCGGCUCAAGGAGCGGCGCGACCAGCUCGUGGACGGGCUCAAGGCGAUCGGCAUUGGGUGCCUGGAGAGCGACGCGGGGCUCUUCUGCUGGGUGGACAUGAGCCACCUGAUGCGCAGCCGCUCCUUCGAGGGGGAGAUGUCGCUGUGGAAGAAGGUGGUGUUUGACGUGGGGCUCAACAUCUCGCCGGGGUCCUCGUGCCACUGCAGCGAGCCCGGCUGGUUCCGCGUCUGUUUCGCCAACAUGUCCGCCAAGACGCUCGACGUGGCCAUGCAGCGCCUCAGGGCCUUCGUCGAGACCAGCUACAAGGGCGCCGGCACCGUCGGCGCGCGUGCGCGCGCGGCGGCGGCCCCCGCCAGGAGCAUGAGCUGCCCGCUCGCCAUGAAUAUGAAGUGGGCGCUCCGGCUCACCCCGCUCUCUGCUGACCGGAAGGCCGAGCGGUAGACCGCCGCCGCGUAUAGCUAGUGUUUAUACAUUAUUGCCGCGGGGUACGCCUUAGAGCCAGCUUACGGCCAUGGCCAUUAGUGCAUAGUGCUACUACACUAGCCAAUAGGCAAUUCCUUUAGUUUUUUUUUUGUAUUUUUGCGCCAUAUACCACCAUUUUUCCUCGGAGCACCGGGUAGACACACCGAGGUGCCUGAGGAUAGUUGUAUUUACAUUUCGCGGUAGAACAUAAGCUAGGCACCGAUCGAUCCAUCGGUAUCGGAUAUUCGGAUCGUGUAUUUUUGACUCGGGAAUUCUUCGGAAUUCUCUGGUUGUUCGUUGUACUAUUAUUAUUGUUUCAGUUUACUAUUUUAUCAAUAAAAGUUACUCCCUACUCAA